GUCCGCAUGGCCGUGGGGCCGGUGGUGCCACAUGAGGCACCGUUUCCUAUAGAUCCGAUGUGUUGUGCAGGUGGUGUCGCCUCGAUCGUAGAGCGACGUGUAGGCAGGGGCAUGUGCACACCACCGAUCCCGCCUUUCGCACUGUCUAGGGAGAGGACACAGUCGAGGUAUGUGCCUCAGCCUCGCGGCACGCUUGCAUUCGGUUGUAUGACCGCCGAGGAGUUGGAGGCGCACGGCACGAUGGAUUACAUUGGGAUCGACACCGGCCGACCAGACUUGUCUUGGGCGCCAUCCAGCCCGAGCGGACCCCGUGGACCAUAUGGUUUUGAGGAUUGCAUCGGAGCUGCUGGCCCUAAUCUGACGGCCAUUGCCCUGCUGAUGGUGCCUUUUUGCUGGUCCAUUCCCAUGGCAUUGAUGACUGCAGAGCUGUCCUGCAUGAUACCAGAGAAUGGAGGACAUAUUUUGUGGGUUGACCGAGCGUUUGGCACUUUCUGGUCCUACCAAAACAGCUACUGGUCCCUUUUCUGCGCUGUCUUUGAAGGGGGGAUGUAUCCGGUCAUGUUCAUGGACUACUUGUCGUACCUUGUGGGAAUUGGCCUCGAUGUGAAGGCACGUGUCAUAAUUGGGUUGGCAGUUCUGAGCAUCGUCACCACCAUCAAUAUUCUUGGCGUUGACUCUGUUGGGACAGCAUCGCUCCUUUUCUCUGCGCUUGGCUUGUGUCCCUUCCUCUGGAUGGUUGCCGUGGGCAUGCGACGUCUCGAUAUUGUCAGUGCCAUGCAGGUGCGGCGAAUUGAACCGGUGGAAUGGGCGGUGUUCCUGCCCGUGAUCCUGUGGAAUACAUCUGGAUACGACAGCUUGGGAGCUUGUGCUGGGGAGGUGAAAAACCCUUCAGUCAAUUUUCCGAAGGCUCUUAUUUUCUCCCUCUGUUUAAUGAUCUUGCUGGACGUCUCUGUGCUACUGGUGGGAGUCAGCGUCUUUGCGGACUAUUCCAGAUGGCAAGAUGGAGCGUUCGUAACAGUGGGUCAGAUCUUAGGAGGCAACUACCUUGCCCUCAUGCUUGCCCUUGGUGCAGCAAUCAGUGUUGUUGGACUGUUGUGCACUUUGCUCUGCACAUCUUCUCGCGUAUUGUAUGGAAUGGCCAAUGUCGGGACAGUCCCUAAAUGUUUUGCAUCAAUACACACUAAAUUCCAGACACCUUAUAUUGCCAUGUUGGCGAUGUGUACCUGCAUGGCCGUCACUACGUUCCUUCCCUUUUCAGCACUUGCACAGACGGAGAUGUGGUUUUACAGCUUGUCAACAAUACUCAAGUUCCUUGCUCUAGUUCGAUUGCGCGAGAUCGAAGGAGAUGCGCCAAGACCCUUCCGUAUACCUGUGGAGAUUCGUCUGCUGAAGUGUUUUAACUUGGGGAAUGGGAUGAAUCCGGGUAAUGGGACGAAUCCGGGUUUUGUGAAUGGUAUAGCUUUUGGGGGGGCGAAUCAACCAGGGAGCGUAACAUGCCAUAUCUGUGGGAAAGUUGGGCACUACGCCCGAAACUGUUGGUUGGCGGGUAACGGAAGGGGUCCGAUAGUUCAGCAACCCGCUUCGAGUAUCUUGGAUGAUGAGUCUAAGGAAAUGCGGGACUAUUUUCGGGAGAAAAUCAGGAGGAAGAAGAUUGAAGAGGAGAAGAGAGGGAGAGAGGAAGAGGAGAGGCGACGGAGGGAGGAGGAUUUUCGGAAGGAACAAGAAAGGAUGAAAGAUGCAGAAGCUAGGGAGGCGAGACUGGAAGCUCGUCUCGUUCGACUUCUUGCGCAGCAUAAUAAGUCGGCUACGCAACCGGAGAGCUCGAAUGUGAAGAAAAAGGCGCUGAGGACGAAGGCCAGGGUACUCAGGGAGAUUAGGAGCUAUAUAGACGAAUCAGAUGACGAGAGCGACGAAGUGAGAGAAGAGGCGGGACAAUUGAUCGAAGCAAUCGAGAUGAGGAAGGGAAAAAGGAGGAUCCACAAGGAAGAUGGGAGAGGCUCAAGGAUCCAAUCAGAAAGGGUGGGCUACCGAGGGGAACCGGUAAAAAUUGAGGAUGAUGAUGAUUUGAGAACACCUCCACAAGUGAAGAGAAGGAAUGGAGAUGAAGCAGGUAUUCUCGAAUUUGCCAUUGAGCUGCAUAAACAUUUAUCGGAAAAGAAGGUACCAGAGUUAAGAAAGCUUUGCAAUAGAGAGGGCAUCGAAGGGUCGAAAAGAGACACGGUCGGGGAGUUAGUAAAGUGCAAGGCAAAGUUAGCUUAUGGCGAUUCUGCUGAAAAUGGGAGCAUCGCAGAUUUAUUCCAGAACUAGGAAGGUGAGAGUAGUGGAGAAAAGGAGGACGACGGUCGACACGCGAGACUUCAGAGCGAAGGGGGAUUGUGUGAUCACCCGGAGCUACGAUAUCUGAUUCAGGGAUAUGUUCGCCAGAUUGUCACACACGAGUGUGGUCGAAGCUGUGGAGUGGCUGAUGUGGAGUAUCAUAUGCGGAAGGGUUUGAAGGGAGUACGGGUAAGCACGAGGGGAAAGAUGUGUUCCAUGAUCAAGAAGGUGAGGAGAGAAGAGGGAUUCAUCAGCAUGACGUUUGAUGACAUCAGAAGGGAAGUCUUGUUUGAACUUUCUCACUCGUUCGUAUGCUGCGCUUGCGAGAUAAUUUUGCAGGAGUUUGGCAUUCCGAUGGGGAGGAGCUCCAGCCCAGCAUUGGCAUGCACCGUGUGCGCAAGGGCAGAGUACGCUUUUCUGAACCGUAUGAAGGUUACCGGGGCUUUGAUUAAAGGGAUCAGGAUGAUUGAUGACAUCGCAAUUUUCCUUGGCUGCAAGAUUGACCGACCGGAUACUUUCGGAAGGGCGACGAAUAUUUUGGAUGAAUUCGAGCAGUGCUAUGAUAAGAAUGUCAAGUUGGUACGAAAAGACGAGGGAGCAAACGUGUUCGAUUUUCUAGGAACUCGCAUAUUUGCUGAUGUGAACCCGGUAAGGAUCAGCGUGCAUCCUCGAACAAGGAAUCAAGAAUGCCUUCUCAAAGAAGGGAGGCGAAGGGUUCAGUCCAUGCAGGACUAUGCCUCUUUUUCCAGAAAAGCAGCUAAAAAAGUUGUGUUGUAUGCUACAUUGGUUCGUUUGAAGAGGCUAUCGAGUUCUGAUGAGGCUCUCAAGGCGUCGAUUGCAGCCCUGAUGAUCGAAGUUAACCUCCGGGGGUACCCCCCGGAGGUCUCUCUCGGGGCUCUGGCUAGGUUCGCCAGAUUGUCCGAAGCACUUUUUGAACGCGAUACGAAAGAAGCGAUGAUGCAUUGCGCGCCAAUGAAUGUCCGAUGUUACCACACCACAAAACUGACAGGCGACGACACCGUAUACUAUUACGAAUCAAUGACUCCGGUAACAGAUCCUGUCGCCAAUGCAAUGGGAUACCGCAAUGGAGACAAGAAGGUGGAUCGUCAUUUCGUUGUCAGCGUCAAGGAGGAACGAGUCGUCAGACUCACUACAGAGACUUAUAUUCGUGAACACGCCAUCGACCACAGUCGUGUCCUAAUGUCUAAGCCGACCACGUACUUCAGCACCUUUGUUCUCAAAGCGGUCGACGACGGGUGUGAGGCUGCUUUCAGACAUUUGAAGCACUCCUUAACACACCAUGAGGUCUUGAAACUUCUUGAUCCCGACAAACCAUUCAUAGUAACCACGGAUGUCAGCCAAUAUGGCAUUGGUGUCGUGCUUGAGCAGCAUGAGGGGCCAAAGUUGAGGCCAGUCGAGUACAUGUCCAAAAAGAUGCCCUCUCAAAAGUUGGCUAAGUCCGCCUAUGAGAAGGAGCUCUAUGUGAUUUACAAGGCGCUAACCCACUGGAGGCACCACCUCCUUGGGAGGUUCUUCUACCUCAAGAAUGAUCAUCAGACCCUGAAGUGGAUGAGAACCCAGCCAGUGCUCUGCGAUGCGCUGAAACGAUGGAUCGAAGUCAGUGAGCAGUAUGACUUUGAACUCCAGUACAACAAAGGGAAAUAUAACAAAGUUGUUGAUGCGUUGUCGCGUAGGCCGGACUUCCUGGGUGCGCUGAUCACUGAGUUUGGGCUUGCGGACGAUGUUACUGGAUCCCUGGUCUGCAGAGCAGGGGACACAGCUGCAGAUGACUUCUGGAAACCACUGAGAGGCAAACGGGCAAGCAGAGCAGCUGAACCUCGCUAACAGAUGCAUAAAGCGCAGGCGGCAAUGAUAGAGUCUGAGAACAAGCAUCGCCGCCCAUCUACGUUCCAGGUAGGGGAUAGAGUCUGGGAUAAAGCCUCUGAACUGGGGCAAGAGCAUGGGAUCUCCCGCAAGCUCAUGCCACAGUACUUCGGGCCAUGGGAGGUUCUAGAUGUUGUUGGGGAUGAUCCAGAUGGGCCAUCAUACCUCUGCAGUUGCAGAUCUUACGAAGAACUAGGAGGGGGAGGAGGAGAAGGAGGAGGAGGAGGAGGAGAAGGAAGAGAAGGAGGAGGAGAAGGAGGAGGAGGAGGAGGAGAAGGAAGAGAAGGAGGAGGAGAAGGAGGAGGAGGAGGAGGAGGAGGAGGAGAAGCAGGGAACUGGGACAGGCAGUGGAAGUCGAGGGGCUAUGCCUCGUAGAUGCUCUUGGUUGCAGGUUUUUGUCCUCCUUUUUCUUUUUCUUUUUUUGCGGACAGGGGGGGGGAGGGAGGCGGGGGAUGGGUUGCUCGUGGUGGUCUCGCACAGUUGGAAAAGAGUAUAAAAAUGUUCAGCGCCGUUCAAAAUAGAGAAUUGUUGACGUCAACAAUCGAGAGAGGAUGCACGUGGCUGUACACCAACGGGCCCGCCGAUCGCAGCUGCCACGUCAUCUGCCGUCCACGGAAAACGGUUGACUGCCACGUGUAUCUAAUGACAUCGCAGCUGCCACGUCAUCUGCCGUCCACAUUUUUCGUCCAUGAUCCGAUCGCAAGAAUCGAGCACGCGACAUCCCUCGCGGGAUUUUGAACACGCUGGAUGAAAGCUUCUACCUGACUGCCACGUGGAUUUGGAUGUGCAAUCUGGUUCACAGCUUCUGCCUGACUGCCACGUGGAUGUGGAUGUGGACGUCUUCUGGUUCACAGCUUCUGGCCGACUGCCACGUGGAUUUCGAUGUGUAAUCUGGUUCACAGCUUCUGCCUGACUGCCACGUGGAUGUGGAUGUGGACGUCUUCUGGUUCACAGCUUCUAGCCGACUGCCACGUGGAUUUCGAUUUGUAAUCUGCUUCACAGC
Molecule: messenger RNA, 5203 nt
Organism: Chara braunii
Lineage: Eukaryota; Viridiplantae; Streptophyta; Charophyceae; Charales; Characeae
Source: the annotation of a GenBank genome assembly